UCGCAAACAUAUAAAUAUUGCAAUGGUUCAGCGUGAGUGGGUUUUGUUCAAGCGCCACUCUCGACUUUGGCAGCUCUCUUCAAAAUGAACUUCUGCAUCGCUCCUUGCCUCACUCUGUCCCCAACGACUGACAGUUGCCCCUUUGAGGCCAUCAGACUAUCGUUCACGAACAAUGUCAGGAUUCCCUUGGGGCCGACAGCGUUCACACCAGGUGGUUCAAUAUCUCUUGCAUCACCACAUGCUGAGAUCUGGCUUCAAAGUAAACAGGUGCUGAUACGAGAUCAAAACACUACACAUGGAACAUACGUGAAUGGUAUGCGAAUAGUGCAACAAACUCUUUUGCAGAAUGGUGAUAUCCUUACAUUGGGUGCUCCAAUAAUUCGGUCCUAUGGUGUCCCUGCCAAUGUAACCAACGAUCAGCUUAAGCCCAUUAAAGCAAUGGUGACCAUUGUGGGCGUCUGAUCGCUCAGCGGCAGCUACGGUGCCUAUUAUAAUUCUCGUGGCUC
Molecule: messenger RNA, 506 nt
Organism: Suillus clintonianus
Lineage: Eukaryota; Fungi; Basidiomycota; Agaricomycetes; Boletales; Suillaceae
Exons: 3
Coding region: 85-462 (125 amino acids)
Molecular function (GO): protein binding
Source: RefSeq, a predicted model, not a curated record